Messenger RNA from Trichoderma aggressivum f. europaeum, 1224 nucleotides. RefSeq lists its product as uncharacterized. Gene Ontology annotation, molecular function: protein binding. The transcript is spliced from 2 exons. Lineage: Eukaryota; Fungi; Ascomycota; Sordariomycetes; Hypocreales; Hypocreaceae. Bases 1 to 1224 code for a protein of 407 amino acids. The record is from RefSeq and is a predicted model, not a curated record.
AUGCAUACUUCCACGUGGACAUCCUUGUUUUUGCUUGGACUGGCAAAUCUGGUGCCUGAAGCUUCAGCUAGGCCGUCGACUUGCCCUCCGCCACCAAAGCCCGGCAAGGCGCUCUACAUGAUUAGCAAUGGCGCGCACAACAGCGUGAUUGCUCUGCCUAUCAACAGCAACGGAUUGCUGGGCCAGGGAACCAGCACCUCAACUGGCGGCACCGGCUCCAACUUUGUGACCAUCACCAAUAACAAGAAGGAGAUUGCCGGCCCUGAUGCUCUGGCUUCUCAGGCGGCCUUGACCAUCUCUGGCAACUAUCUGUUUGCCGUCAACCCCGGUUCCAACACGGUCGCCAUGUUCGCCAUCGACCCUAAGAACCCAUUGAGGCUCACCAUGCUCGGUCAGCCGGUCCCUGUCCUCGGUGACUUCCCCAACACCGUUGCGGCAUCGGCCAAGAACCAGAUUGUGUGUGUUGGGUCAUCCGGAGCAAAGUCCGGCAUUGCCUGCGCCCCCUUCUCCGCCCGUGGAAUCGGCAAGAUGGACCAGCUCCGGCCGGUUGGCUUGAAGCAAACAACGCCGCCUGUUGGGCCCACCCUCACCGUCUCCCAGGUGUUCUUCUCCGGGGAUGAAGAGACGCUCCUCACCACUGUCAAGGGUGACCCCACGACCAAUGUUACGGGAACGCUGGGUUUCUUCCCCGUUGAUCAGCCUUGCGAUGCCCGUGAUGCUGCCACCGUCGCCACGGAUGGAAUGCUGACCAAGGUGGACGGAACCGUCGUCCUCUUCGGUUCAUCCACCAUCCAGGGAUCCACGGACAUUUUCGUGACCGAUCCGGCAUUCGGCGCCGCUGUUCUGUCUGUCGAUGCCGAGACCGGCGCCGCGAGCAUCAAGGGCAAGGCCACCAUUGAGGGCCAGAGCGCUACAUGCUGGGUUGCCAUUUCUCCCGACACAAACACUGCCUUUGUGACCGACGUCGGCUCCAACCGCAUUGUCGAGGUUUCUACCACCGAUGCUAGCAUCAAGUCCGUCACCGAUUUCAGUGCCAACGGCGACCCCGGCUUGAUUGAUCUGCGAGCUGCUGGCAGCUUCAUCUACGCCCUGAGCCCUGGCAACGGAACUACUUUGCCCGCGGUAACCGUGAUGGAUGCCAGGAGCAAGAAGCAGAUUCAGCAUUUCCAAAUCAAGGGGCUCGGCGCGAGCAAGAGCACACAGGGCGCUGCCGUGUUGCUGUAA